Serpula lacrymans var. lacrymans S7.9 is the source of this 432-nucleotide messenger RNA. RefSeq lists its product as uncharacterized. The transcript is spliced from 5 exons. NCBI's taxonomy places the organism in Eukaryota, Fungi, Basidiomycota, Agaricomycetes, Boletales, Serpulaceae. Gene Ontology annotation, molecular function: protein binding. The record is from RefSeq and is a predicted model, not a curated record. The coding region runs from base 1 to 432 and encodes 143 amino acids.
AUGUGGCUUAUAAGUGGGCCAUUUGAUGGGGAGCAAGGCGACGUGACCACAAGGAAGACGAAGCUCCUGAAAACCGGCAAGAAGUACUCUCUUGGACGAAAGGAACAGCCGCUCGUUAUAAACAACAAGAAGAUAUCUCGUGAACAUGUGAAGUUUACUGUAGGAACAUAUCUACAGGAGAAUAUGGACGACGUGUCAUUCAUCCCAAAAUUGAACGUUUUCAAUGCAAAGAAAACGAUAUUGAAUAUUAUUCGCGACACUGAGACUAUUGUCGUAAAUCCUACCGAGAGCUACGAGCUACAGGACGGUGAUGCUGUACAUGUUUUAGGAGGACUACCCGGUCACAUGUUUUCAAGCUCCAGCUCGGGGAAAGGCUUCUGUUUCUGUAGAUGCCGCUGCCGCAGUUGGGAUUGGUCUUCUGAAUACACCUAA